This is a messenger RNA of Vicia villosa (hairy vetch), 1883 nucleotides long. RefSeq lists its product as uncharacterized. The transcript has 3 exons. The record is from RefSeq and is a predicted model, not a curated record. The coding region runs from base 313 to 1725 and encodes 470 amino acids. Lineage: Eukaryota; Viridiplantae; Streptophyta; Magnoliopsida; Fabales; Fabaceae.
CUUGACUACCAUCGGUGACUUUCCAUUCAAAACCUCAUGCUACCAUUUUUGACUCACCGGCACCAGCAACACCAAAAUGGAAGACAAAGAAGCAGUUGAAGCUUAGACCAAGUUCUCCGUAGCAGUUAACUUCCUCUAGCUCAACCGACUGACAAUUUUAUAGCAGUAGAUUAUCAAGUCUUUGUCCAAAGAUUUGCUUGCACAAGGAAGAGAGCAUGUACAAUUAUAAAGAAAGGAGGAGAUCAACCUGUUAUUUGCACUUUUGAUUUAAUAGUUAAAGAAAUCAAAUUGUGACUGGUGCUAAGCAUUAGAAUGAUGACUUCCUCAACUGUCCAACAUGUUUCAGAAUGUUUCAUCAAACCACUACACCCUAUUCCAGAUUCAAACCGAAUCUGCCAUUUGACAACAUGGGAUAUUGCCAUGUCGACUAUGAACUACAUCCAGAAAGGCCUCUUGUUCAAAAAACCAAAUAACCAACAAGAUUUCAUCGAUAAUCUGUUGGAGAAGCUCAAACACUCGCUCUCUCUUGCACUAUUCCAUUUCUAUCCUCUAUCUGGCCGUCUUGUUACACAAAAAUCUCAAGACCUUCCAUCUUAUUCUAUUUUCGUCGAUUGCAGUAAUAAUAACCUUGGAGCUAGGUUCAUCUACGCAACUUUGCAUGUAACCAUAUCUGAUAUCCUUGCCCCAAUUGAUGUUCCACCGGUUGUUAAGUCAUUGUUUGAUCUCAAUAAAGCAAUCAAUCACGACGGUCACACCUUGCCUUUGUUAUCCAUCCAAGUGACUGAGCUAGUAGAUGGUGUUUUCAUAGGUUGUUCCAUGAAUCACUAUAUUGGUGAUGGAACUUCUUAUUGGAAGUUCUUUAACACAUGGUCUGAAAUAUUUCAAGCUCAAGGCCAAGGCUAUGAUCAUGAAAAUGUUCCCAUUUGGCACCAACCCUUUCACACUCGUUGGUUUCCCGAAGGUUAUGGUCCACCAAUCAAUCUUCCAUUCAAACAUCACGACGAGUUUGUAAGCAGAUUUGAAUCACCCAAGCUGAGAGAGAGAAUCUUCCACUUUACAGCAGAGUCUAUUGCAAAACUGAAAGCAAAGGCUAAUAGGGAGUGUAAUACAAACAAAAUCUCUUCGUUCCAAUCCUUAUCAGCACAUGUUUGGAGAAGUAUAACUCGUGCCCGCUGCCUAGCAAAUGAUAGAAAAACAAAUUGUAUGGUGGCUAUAAACAACCGGCCGAGAAUGAAACCGCCUCUUCCUGAAGAGUACUUUGGGACCUCAGUUGAUACAGUGAGUGCAGAAGCAACGGCAGGAGAAUUGCUUGAGAAUAGUUUGGGAUGGGUAGCAUGGAGGGUUCAUGUUGCUGUUACAAAGCAUGAUGACUUAGAGAUUCGAAAGGGUGUGGAAAAGUGGUUAGAGUCUCCUGUUAUACUCGACCUUAACCGUCACUUUGAUCCGUUAAGCAGUGUGGCAAUGAUAAGUUCACCACGGUUCAAUAUGUAUGGGAAUGAAUUUGGGAUGGGUAAAGCAGUGGCUGUUUUGUGUGGUUAUGCAAACAAAUGUGAUGGGAAUGUGACUGCAUAUGAGGGAUAUGAAGGAGGAGGGAGUAUGGAUUUGGAAAUUUCACUUUCUUCAAAUGUUAUGACAGAAUUGGAAUUGGAUGACAACUUUAUGAAUGCAGUUUCUGUGACCAAUAUGUUAGGUACUUCAAGAGGACACACUCUUAAUGAAAAUUAACACGCAUUCCAACAGAAGCAGCUUUUUGUGAGGAUACAUGAUCCGUUAAAAUCUUUUAAGUUGUUUUACUUGUUACAGUAUGAUGUGUAUUGCAUUUUACUUUCUUUCAACUACUGGUGUGGGUUAAUGUCUCAUUUGUAGUUGUGGCGUUUGGAACA